Pogona vitticeps (central bearded dragon) is the source of this 1546-nucleotide messenger RNA. RefSeq names its product oxaloacetate tautomerase fahd2, mitochondrial. Gene Ontology annotation, molecular function: catalytic activity. NCBI's taxonomy places the organism in Eukaryota, Metazoa, Chordata, Lepidosauria, Squamata, Agamidae. The record is from RefSeq and is a predicted model, not a curated record.
CGCCUCGGCUCUUUCAUAGGCGCUCCAGGGGCUGAGCUUCGCAGGGAAACUUUUUCCUCGAGCAAGACCGGAUCCUGCCCAGCUGGGAGCCCGGGCAGAAAAAAGCAGCCAGGGUUCGCUCAGCUGCUGACCUCUCCCUUCCGGUUCUUGGCCUCCCAAAGGAAAACCCUCCUCUCUCCAAGCUUCUCUCCGGCCACCUCUCGCACGCGUGUGCAUCUCUCGCUUCCCUUUGUGACUCUCUGCGGAACGUGGGAACUCCCUCUCUUAAAAAGGAUUAAUAUUCGCUGAAAAACAAGGGGUGGAUGUGGCACCCCCUGGCAAGAAUCCUGCUGGUGGGCAGUCAGCUCAGCCGGGCAGGGCCAGAGAGGAACAGCUGGAGGAAACUGGGAGCCAGGAGGGUCUCCCAUCUGUGCGGAGCAAUGCGGUUGGUCCAGUUCCACACCAAGGGCUCGUCCCCAGAGCCCCGGAUCGGGCUGGAGGAGAAAGACGGAGGCGGCGUGAUCGACCUGAACGCUUUCGAUCCGUCCCUGCCCAGGACCAUGCGCUCAUUCCUGGAGGGAGGAGAAGCCUCUUUUGCUGCGGCUCGAAGGGCACAAGAAUCUGGCCCCCGAGUCCUGUCCCGGGACCAAGUCACCCUCUUGGCUCCUAUCACCAACCCGGACAAAGUGAUCUGUGUGGGCAUGAACUACGUGGACCACUGCCUGGAACAGAACGUGAAGAUCCCGACGGAGCCCAUCAUCUUCAGCAAGUUCUCCAGUUCCAUCGUGGGUCCCUAUGAUGACAUCAUCCACCCGCCGGAGAGCAAGGAAGUUGACUGGGAAGUGGAGUUGGCGUUUGUCAUUGGGAAGAGAGGAAAACACAUCCAGGAAUCAGAAGCCAUGGACCAUGUAGCUGGCUUUACCGUGGCCCACGACGUAAGUGCCAGAGACUGGCAGAUGAAGAGGAACGGAAAGCAGUGGCUUCUGGGGAAGACCUUUGACACCUUUUGCCCCCUGGGGCCGGCGCUCGUCACCAAGGACUCGGUCUCAGACCCGCACAACCUGGGGAUCCGCUGCCGAGUGAACGGGGAGCUGGUCCAGAACAGCAGCACCAACCAGAUGAUCUUCAAAACCGAGGCGCUCGUGGCCUGGGUCUCCCAGUUUGUCACCUUGUACCCGGGAGACGUCUUCCUCACAGGGACUCCGCCAGGUGUUGGGGUUUUCCGGAAGCCCCCCGUGUUCCUCAAGAAAGGGGACGACGUCCAGUGCGAGAUCGACGAACUGGGAACCAUCCGAAACAGGGUGGCCUGAAGGGUCCUCGCCACGUCUGUCCCUGCGGCAGGCGGUCGGGGCAUCUGGCCCAGCGCAGCCGCAACACCGGAGUGCCUUCGUUGAUUCCAAUCAUGAGUGCAGACGAAGGGAAACUCUGCAGUUCAGGUCUGCAGGGCUUUCCCCCCCCCUUUGAGAUUUCUUCCCCUUGAGCCCCCAAGGAGGAGGCGGGUUCAGAAGCUGCUCACUGUCCCUGCAUAUUUCCAUGGAGGAAAAUGAAUAAAGAGCACGUGGAUGUA